Messenger RNA from Podarcis lilfordi (Lilford's wall lizard), 39077 nucleotides. NCBI's taxonomy places the organism in Eukaryota, Metazoa, Chordata, Lepidosauria, Squamata, Lacertidae. The record is from the annotation of a GenBank genome assembly.
CCGGCGCGCGGCUCAGAGCAGCCAAUAACCGUCCGGGCGAAGCCGCCUCGCGAGCCUCUUGCGUCUGCUUUGAAAAAGCUUCGAAUCUCAACCGCCAACCCUGAGGGGAGGGGGCUCGAGGGGAAAGAGGCCGCCGCGCUCGCCGUUGUUUACAGCCUGACCUCUCUCUCUCUGAGGUGGGCGAAGGAAAAAACGCGGGAGCCGCUGUUUUUCUCCCCGCCCCCCCACUAGGCCAGCGAUUCGAAAUGCAGGUAAGCGACCGGAUGUUUCUGGAAUGUAACGGCUGUCGGCCUUUUGACGAGGGCAGGUUUGGAAAGGGCCUUCGGACGAGCCCUCGGGCUGCAGAGCGGCGCUCCCGUUAGCCAAUCAACGCCUGGCCUCGCUCGUCAACAUUCCAGAGCCAGCCAAUCAGGACGCAGGAAGGUUGGGCUGCAGAAUUGGGAGACAACAUAUUCGCGAAGUGGAUCUCGCGGAAGCCUCGGGGCGCGGGGGGCGCGCGCGUGUAAUACGAAGAGCCAGGCGGCCCGGGUUCGAAUCCUCUCUCCGCUCAGCCUCCGACUCGCGCGGGGUGAAUUGGAGCCAGUUGCUGCCUCAGCACUGCCUGCCUCGCCGGGUUCUGGAGAGGACGGUUAAAGGGAAAAUAAAGAACUUGACGGGGAAAGGGGGCGGGAUUCAACUCCUGAGCUCUUUGAUGAGAGGAUAUGUGAGUUUAAUAAUAAUAAUAUAGUGUAGAUGUAGAGGAAGGUUGUUUAAGUGCUCCUAUUGUUUUUGUUUUCAUGCUUUCUAGUUCUUUCUUUAUCUUAUAUAAGAUCAUCCCUAUAUGCUAUAUUGUAACUAAGCCGAAAGUAUGUACGGUAUACAGUAAUAAGUGAAACGAUCUUUUAUUCUUUUUGUCCCUGCUUCCCUUUCCCACUGCCUUCCCCCUUUUUGCUUCUGAUAUCAAUUUUUAUCUGAUAAGCCCUUUUGGGGUAGGAAAUAGUGAUGACUGUUCUUUCUACGGUACCCUGUAUGUGGAUGGCGGUAUAUACAUAUUCAAUAUAAGUUGCUUGCAUUAGAGCCAUUAGAGGGGAAAGGGCAAGGUAAGAUGGAAGGGCAGUAAUUAUAAAAUGCCUCAAACGUGAUGUGCUGUGAUAGUUAAAAACAAUGAACUUUGUGAGUAGGGACAUGCGUUCUUUUAAAAAAUGGAUUUAAAGACAGAAGGGGGGAAGUGGAAGCAAAAAAAAACAGCUUCGUCGUUAAAAAUGCAUUUAUUGAAGGAUCAGUAGGGUCUGAAAUGCACUGGAUCAAUAAAUACGAUAAGGAUAAAAAAUGGAAAGUACUGAUACUGCAGGAAUGUUAAAAGAGCAUGUUUAAUAAUACUUCAACUGCUUUAGAUUUUUCAGAGCACUUCCUGUAGACUGUAUCUUACGCUAUGCAAUAGGAGUGGGGGACUUGGGGGGCCUAAAAUAUUUUUAUUGAACUUUAGAUUUUAUCAGCCCCAGCCAGCAUAGCCAAUGGUCAGGGAUGAUGAGACUUGUAGUUUAACAUAUGGAGACCAGUCUUGUGCUUUUUUUUCUGGAGGUAAAUUGUACGCAGUACCAGCACCCUUUUUUUCCUAGAAGAAAAGUACUGGGAGCCGCAACUACCUUAUAAGGAAGACCAAUACUUUUUUCUCCAUAUUGUAAAUGGGAAUCUGUAACCUAAGGCCUUUUCUUUGUAAUGACUGAGAGGAAGUUUGAACAGGGACCUUUCUUCCAUUUGUGCAGUUUCAUGGUUGAUUCAGAAGUUAGCUGCUCUGAAUUCAAUGGAAUUUGCUCCCAAAUCAGUAUGAAUUGGAUUGCGGGCUCAAUUUCUAACUGCUGUUACACACUCAAGCCACUUUUAGAAAAUCGCCUCUGCUCAUAUGCCUUCAACAGCUUUCUCACUGGUAGAAAUUAAGCAGGUAAAGAUUUUGCUGUUGGCAUGAUGGAAGAAAAACAACUUUGUCUAACUUCAGUCUGUUACGUCUUUCUGUGUAUCUUUUGCAGGUAAAUAAGUGAAGGCAAAGCAUCACUGUCCUCCCCCUCUUGUGCCAGUGCUUACCACAAAUUUAUUUUAUUAUUUAUUAAUUACAUUUCUAUUCCAUUUUUCUCCAAGGAGCUCAAGGCAACAUACAAGGUUCCCCCACUCCAUUUUAUCCUUUCAACAACCCCGUGAGGUAAGUUAGGCUAAGAGAGUGACUAGCCCAAGGUCACCCAGCAAGCUUAAUCACUAACUGGAUAUUUCAGUGUGAUUCUCAUCAGUCUUAGUGAUAUCCUAACCGCUUCGCCAACUGGAUGUGAUGGUUGGUGAUAGCUAGGAAAUCUGGAAGACGGUGAAAGAAUGACAGUUAAAUCUUAGUGUAAAUUAAACAGAUGGAAACAACACAUAUGAAUAUGAGAGAAUUACUUGUACCUGAUCCUAACUGCUUUGUUCAGAACUAAGGCUGCAGCCCUAAGUCCCAUUGCACUCAUUAGGACUUUCUUCUGAGUUUCUUCUGUUUUCUGUCCAGUUUCUCUGACUCAUGCAAGACUGGCAGGGCUCUGAAUUUGGUGGUUCUUUUGCUUUCUCCAUCCCCUUUUCCUCCAUUUUUCUAUUAAAUUGACCUCACAUUAGAACCAUGCUGGAAUAAUGCAUUGGCUUAUUUCCAAGUAAUCAUGAAUGGCACAGAUUUGUAGGGCUGGAACCCAGUCUUUAGAGUUUUAGUUUAUUGAUUCAUUUAAUUUUAAAUUUGUAGGUGUGUGAAUUUAUUUCUGAACUAGUAAGCAUACUUGCUUUGAUUUUAAAUGCUGCAGGCAUUAUAGCAAAUAGCAGCUUUGUAAAGGCAUUCGUCCUGUGUGAGAGAAAAGAGAAUGCCAGUUUCACCACAGUAGUUGCCAUUUGCAGUUUUUAUAACCACAUGUAUUAAGAAUAAGUUUUUAAAAUAAAAAAUCUGCCCAAUGAAUUGGGGGCACCUAUUUAAUCAAUUAAGGUUUUUUAAAAAUGAGUUAAAUUAACCGAUCAAUUGAUUAAAUGUGACAGUCAUAAUUGUUUAUUACUUUACUUGGUUUUUAAAAAAAAUUCAAGUUUUUUUCCAACUGCCUUGUGUGUGUCUCUGCAUCCCUUCUGGCAUGACCCUUCAAGAAGCUAGAUCCAGCUCAAGGGGCUGCUGGUUACUAGUCCCUAAUCCUGUGGACUAAGUGGCUGGGGUUUGGGGUUGAUUUUUGAAGGGAAAAUUUGCAGUAAAGAAAAUGGAUAAGUGGAGGAGCAGACAAUCAGAAGGAUGGAAGCUAGAGGAGAAGCCAAAGGCUGAGGUAGAGAAAAUGUAGGGAUGUGAUCAUUUCUUUGGCUGGUAACCUGGUUCCUUUGCCAUAGGUGGUUAUUUCUUAUACUGGAAAGGUGUUUGUACCUGAGUGAUUUACCAUGCUUCUCCCCUGCUUCAUUGGGAUAGGAAGCUUUUUAUCCAUUUCAAUCACCCUGUUGUUUGCAUUGCCUUUGAUAAACAGUUGUAUUAUAUAUUACAUUUCUAAUCUUCGUUAGAACUUUUGAAACUUUUUGUGCAAGAGACAUAACUUUAUAUUUAUACAGGGGUUGCCAACCUUUUUGGACCAGUGCACACGCAGUGCACAACUUUUGAAAGAGUUCUCUUGAUGCCAGUCACAAAAUGGCUGCUGUGUAGGGGGUAUGACAAAAACAUAAAAUCAGAGAGCACAGUAAAUAGUAAAGCUUUUCCCCCACUAGAGGAAGCUUAACCUGUUGAAUUUCUGCCUACCAUACAGCAAGGGGUGGCUCCAUGUUUCAGGAAGCCCUUGGGCUCAGGAUAUGAGUUGGCCUUUUUCAUUUUCUCAAACCACAUCCCUCCUCCAAUGUUGUCUAAUGUUGCAACCCCAUAUUGUUAAAGUCAGUUGUUUAGGGCUUUAAAAAUCAAUGCAAGUAACUUGAGGUGGGCCUAGGAGACAUUUGGCAACCAGUUUACGAUUUGCUUUUAUGUUUUAAUUUCUUGGCUAAUCUUGUGUUCAACUAUCAUUGCAUUGGUUUAGCUAGAUUUUUGAAGGGAAAUGUUAUGUUUGCAGUAUGGUGAGAAACUGAGGAUGUAGCACAAAUAAUUAAUGCACACAGAACUGAGGAAGGGAAGAAGUAGGUCAGCCAUUAUGUGCUGGAAAAUGGUUAAUUCCUGCUUUCUCAGUGUGGUCUCUUAACCUCUAAGGAUUCUUCUUUGUUGGUGAUGUGGCAUUCAUGUAUUCUGCUACAUUGGUAGAUUGACGGAAGUGACAGGGAAUUUGGUUAGAAUGUUGUGGAUAUCCAUGAUGGGUAGAAUUGUUUUAUUGUGCUUAGAAAAUGUUUGUUUAAAUGAAUGAUUUUCCCAGAAGAUGUUGACUGGUCAUGAGAAUAUAGCAGGUGUUGAUGUGCAUGUGGUGUAGUAGGAAGAGUGGAUGAGGCUCAAAUCAAAAUAGAGCAAUUAACUGUUUUAGGGGACUUUUUAGAACUGUUUCUUAGCUUCAUCUAUGACAUGGGAAUAUUCAGCUGAAUUGCUGAAGUCACUCUUUUUGAUGAAAACAAUCAACUACAGUGGUGCCUCGCAAGACGAAAUUAAUCCGUUCCGCGAGAGUCUUCGUCUAGCGGUUUUUUCGUCUUGCGAAGCAAGCCCAUUGACGGAUUAGCGCUAUUAGCGGUUUAGCGGCUAUUAAAGGCUUAAAGGCUUAGGGAUUAGCUGCUAAAAGGCUAUUAAAGGCUAUUAAAGGCUUAGCAGAUUAGAUAAAGGGGGGGAAAAGCGAAAAAAAAUCUCAAGACUCGCAAGGUAUUUUCGUCUUGCGAAGCAAGCCCAUAGGGGAAUUCGUCCUGCGAAGCAACUUCAAAACGGAAAACCCUUUCGUCUAGCGGUUUUUCCGUCUUGCGAGGCAUUCGUCUUGCGGGGCACCACUGUACUCAGUUUUGACUGGCAUGUAUAGGAAAAUGUGGAACAGUUGCUUGGGUUCAGCCAAGUAACAACUUGAUUUCUGUAGCUUUGAAGAUACUUGUUUCAAGCCUUGAUUCUGAAAGCACCUUAAUGAAGUUGGACUGCUAAAUAGUUGCCAUGAUUUCGAACACUGAAUGUUGAUGUACCACCUUCUUUCCCUUCCUUCUUUUUGAAGUGGGUGUGUCACGUAUUUUUCUUUUUCUUUUUAAAAGGAUAACCACAUGCUUUGCAAGCAUGAGAUAUGGAAAACCUGGGCUUGGUGAAAAUUGAUCAAGAGGCUGCUUCUGUAGACACCAAUACCAGAGAUGAUCAGAACUCUGUUGGCUGUGAUGUCAGUAAUAACAGGUAAAUGUGAUAGGCUGAUUUUUUUCAAAUUAGAAAGGCACUCUAACAUAGACAGUCAUUUCAGCAAAAAGUGCAACACUCAGUGCAACUUAAUAUAUUUUUCUAUGUAUAAGAUGAUUUUUUGUUUAAAAAAUUAGUCAAAAAUUGGGGGUCAUCUUAUACACAGAUGAUGAAUGCACAGGAAUUUAAAAAAGCACCACUUACCUUCCUGUGGCUGCCGUGAAGAAGCUGCUGGAACAACCAAUCAUUUCACUUAACCGCUUCUGCCAACCAAUGCAUGCACCUCAGCUAACCAUUACUGCCGUUGCUGAUGUUUAAAUAUACGGUAGUAAAUAUACCAGUCCUCAGUUGUGUAGGUAGGCGGGAGUGGGGGUGCCACUGGGCGUACCUGGGCCUCAGGGUGGAAGUGUCCGUCCCGUGUGCUCGGCUUAACAACUUUGAAUAUUUUAUUAAAUAUCAAAUUUUUGUUUGAUGUUUAAAAUAUUGAUUUCUUAAUUUUGGGUUCAAAAAAGUAGGGGUCGUCUUAUGCAUGGGGGCAUAUUUAUACUCGGAAAAAUACCGUAUGUGUCAGUCAUCAAGAAAAAAGUCUUCUGGUAUGGAGGCUGAUCUUGGAGGCAAGUUGCAUAUUUUUGUUAAAAGAUCAGCAGUUUUAUAUUUGAGUUCUUUAAGAACACUCAAGUGGAUGCUAUCCAGGCCUGGUAAUUUGUCAGUUCUUAAAUUGGUCAGUAAGGCCUAGAACUCACAUCUCUUGUCACCAUUAUUUGCCUUAGAUGCCCUUUCCAAGGAGGUUAGUUUAGGUACAGGGAUCUGCCCUAUAUUUUCUGCUGUGAAGAAUUGGAGCGGUGUGUGAGGGAAAACUCAGUGGGAAGAGAUCUUCUUAAGUAGUUCUGUCUCAUGAAUUUCAUUGGAAUGUGUGUGUCCCUAGUUAUGUCUGAACCACACUGGUCUCACUAAAGACUAGUUUGCUAAUGAAGCCACACUAUUGGAUAUUAAUACAGUAGUACCUCAGGUUACAUACGCUUCAGGUUACAGACUCCGCUAACCCAGAAAUAGUGCUUCAGGUUAAGAACUUUGCUUCAGGAUGAGAACAGAAAUCGUGCUCUGGCGGCGCAGCAGCAGCAAGAGGCCCCAUUAGCUAAAGUGGUGCUUCAGGUUAAGAACAGUUUCAGGUUAAGUACGGACCUCUGGAACGAAUUAAGUACUUAACCUGAGGUACAACUGUAGUAUAGUAAUAAUUGUACUUUUUGAGUUCUAUACACUCAUUCUCAUUGAUGAGACAGUUAUUUUCACUGAGUUUAACAACUUUCUUGUCAAGGUUUGGAAAUUCUUUACCUCUUUGUAAGUGUUUCCUGUGGUCUGUUCUUUUUUGUUUUCAGCACAAAGCAGUUAUGCCGCUAGCAUAAUACUAUAGAGACGGCUUUGUCUGGCAUUUGGCGUAAUAAAUAAUUCACUUAUUUUUUCUUCAGCACCAGCAGUCCCUUCUCAAACCCAAAUGGCAUCUCCAGUUUCUCAGGGAAAACCAUCCCUCCUGUAAUACAUUGUGAUGUUGGUCCUUCUUCCUUCAUGCAAAACGCUCAACGGAAUAGUGACUCGGAACUAUUGAAAAACUGUGAGGUAGGUAACGUUCUUUUCUCAGUGAUCAAGAACAUUUAAACAUUAAAAAAAAUCUUACAAAAGCAUCGUGUUAUGAAAAAUUGUAAGAGUCUAUACUGUGAUUGUAGGGGGAAAGUAUGUAAUUCUAUUCAUUUGCAGUGAACACAAUCUCCAGGACUGGUAUGAAUCUCACAUUGAAGCAUAGUUUUUUUUAAAAAAAAAUAAGUUUUAAUGUGAACGCAAAGCAUGCUAGUGCACACUGCUCAAAACCCCUGCCCCUGCCAUUGCACCCCAGGAAAUAAGCCAGACUCUAGCUUGUUGUGAUGUCUAAUGCUUGAAGUUUUCCCCUCCAAACACGCUCAAGGUCUGUUCUCUUUUUUCCCCUCUUUUUUCUUUUUUAAAAAAUUAGUCAUUUUUCUUUUUCAUUCAUUACACAUCUUUUAUUCAUAACAUUUACUAUGCAUUCCUCCCUCCCUCCCCUCCUAGGCUUCCCCCAACUUCCGCUUUUGGUUUGUUUCUCCUUUUACCCACUUUGCUGCUUCUUAAAAGAAAAGGCUACUAAUAACAUAUUUAUACAAUAACAUCAAACCUAAAAACAUAAAAAUAACAAUGAAUACACCAUAUUAUUUCUCUAAUACUAACAAUGUGAAUGUUUAUGCCAUCAAGUCUAUAGACUUUCUUUGUUUCUGCAAGUAUAAUAUAAAUGGUUCCCAUUCUUUUUCAAAGUCACUGUUGUCUUUUUCUCUUAAUCUGUCUGUCAUUUUUGCCAGUUCUGCAUAGUUCAUCAACUUCUCUUGCCAUUGUUCUUUAGUUGGUAUUUCUCCAGUCUUCCAAUUUUGUGCGAUCAACAUUCUCGCUGCUGUAGUGGCAUACAUAAAGUCCUCUUUUCUUUUGGUAUAUCUUGGCCUAAAUACCUAAUAGAAAGGCAUCUGGUUUUUUUACAAAAGUUAUUUUCAACAUUUUCUCCAAUUCAUUACAUAUCAUUUCCCAAUAAGCUUUUACCUUUUUGCAAUCCCACCACAUAUGAUAAAACGUGCCUUCUGCUUCACACCUCCAGCACUCUUUCUUUUCAUUUUUAUACAUUUUUGCCAAUUUAACCAGUGAUAUAUACCAUCUAUACAUCAUUUUCAUAUAAUUCUCAAUAAUAUGCAAUCUGUAAAUUUCAAAUUUACUUUCCACAAUUUUACCCAGUCCUAUAUCCUGUUAUGGCCUAUAUUUUGUGCCCAUUUGAUCAUUACCGAUUUUACUUCUUCAUCCUUAGUUUCCCAUUCCAAAAGAAUAUUAUAUUCCUUUUUCAAUAAUUUUGUGUUUUCUUCUAUCACUUCCUUUUGGAAUUUGGAAACCGAAUAUGAGAAGCCUUUUUUUAUUAUCCUCUUCAAAGAUAUCCUUUAAUUGUCUAUGUUGCAGCCAGCUUUGUAGAUGUUCUUUUAUUUCAUCAUAUUCUUUCAAUUUUAAGUUUCCCUCUUGUUCAAUCAGCAGCUCUCCCUAUCUCUCAGCUGAUAGAGAACUCAAGGUCUGUUCUCAGCUUGUUGCUUCUACCGGUAAUUUACUUAGGGAGAAACAAACUGUUAGCCAAGGUUUGAACUUCUCAACAAGCCAGACUCUAACUUGUUUCCUGGCAGUGCAGAGAGGGAGGAAUAGGCUGAGAAUUUUUCAGCAGCAUGCAAUAGCAUGCUGCAUAUUCACCAUUAAACCAUGGUUUGUUUUUAAUUGGGGAACCUCCAGUCCACAGGUCCAAUUAGACUUGUAAGGCCAUUUUGGCUUACCCAGUUAACCUACACAUGAUGACAGGUAAAGAAGUGGCUGGGUUGCAGACACCACUGAUUGUCAGGGCUUCCAUAGCUCCAUACACAGUCCUAGACAGCACGAGAGAUUUCAUUGUCUGCCUCUACUGUGCUAGAUGUAAAACAAAAAUGGAAGAAAAUGUGUUUUUCAUCUUUUUUCUUUUAAUUCAUAUUUAAUAGAUCAGGUGGCUGCGAUUGUUCCAGCUGGUGGAGAAGCAAUGCCAAGAACAAAUAGUUGCCCAGCAAAAAGUGUUCUAUCAUCAGAUUCAUGUAAGUAUUUUGGUUUGCUUGACUGUUUUAAAUUGAAGCAGUUUCUCAUUAGUGUGAGGUUGGUGUCAUUACAGAGGCAAAGACAGCUGUUAGUGAUGUGAAUGCUUCUUCCUGUGCUUUCCUAGUACAUAAGAUGCAUGACAUGUCCUAAGCUGGCAGAGAUGUGUAUGCAUAGGUACAGAUAAAAAUGUUUAUAAAUGUAACAGCUUUGUGUACAAGCACAUACACUCCUGUCAGCCUAGGAUACUAUUUCAUACACCUGUUGAAAUUAUCUCUUUGAAAGUUUUUAUUGCAAUAUAUUUGCUAGUAUCUUGAAGUUAGUCAGCCUGAUUAUUGCACCGUAGAAAAUAUUCUUGCUUUCUGGUGCAUGGGGUUAGCAGUCAAUUUUUUUGCAACCAUUUUUCUCUCCACUGUGGACCACAGUUCUUCACUUUUUCAUUGCUUCUGAUUUUUUUUGCCCUUAAGCUAGGGGGAAGUGUGAACUCCACCUGGUGCACUUUUUAGGCUAAUACAUGAAGCAUUUGAUGGCUGUCUUCUGGACCAUAAUUGUGAUCCCGUUUUAACUGCUUAACUGUACAUAGUUUUAGGUGUCAAUGGCUCUAUGGAGCAUAAAGUAAGAUAGAUGUAAAAAGAUUUGAUAUAUUUGUUUGUUGGUGUAUCUAAAAUGAAAACUUAAUAAAAAGCAUAUUCAAAAAACAAACAAACAUAGUUUUAGGUGUCAGCAGGUUUGUGUGUUUGUGUGUGCGCGCUCGUGCGUGUGCGCGGUAGAGAAGUGAAUAACUCUUAUUCAUUUUUGGUGUACUAUAAAGAGUUCUUGGUAGCAUAGCCUUGACUUUUUUAAAGAAGGAAAGUGAUAAUGUGCUUUUGAAUUUGCAGUAUUCUGAGAGACCAAAUGCAUGCUUUUGCCACCAUGUGGUAUAUAAAAAGGAAUAUUUUGUCCUUUACAGUCCUGAAUUAAAUUUUCUCAUCUUGCUAUCCCAUAAUUGCAGGGCAUCAGGAGUACAGAUCUAGAAUAGCUGAGUAGGAUGAACUGAGUCUUUAACACCAGAAUAAGAGUUCAACUAAAUGCCUUUUGGAGAGGUCCUGUUCAAGAGCAGUGGUACGUCUCCAGCCUCAACUCUCUCAUUAGCUAUGUAGGGCCAUAUGGAGCUUAGCAUGGUAUAGCAGCCAUUCUAAUAAUGACUACAAAAGUAGUUCAAUUCCUAGGUAACAGUUAUUUAGACAUAUGCUCUGCGCUGAACUGAAGACAUGUUUCAGCAAACUGUCUUGCUAUCUGGGUGACCAGAUGCUUGGGAUAUUUCUACAUUUCUUUACUAUAAUAUGUGAAAACUGUUACUUGGCAUAAAUAAUAUCUUUUUCUCUUAAGUUCAAAUUCUCCCUCAUGCCUAUUUCGCAAUAAAGUCAGCAUAUAUGAGUCACUUUCCAUAUGUGAAAACCGAUAUUUGAUACAUUUAAUAGAUGUUUCAAUACAUUUUUAAUAUUUAUACCCUUUUGGUUACUGUUUUUCCCUUCCAUUUCCUGAUGGUCCUCUGCACUAAUAGUAACCAACAGCUCCUGAAACAAAUAACAAAGAGGUAUUGUUCUUUUUCAUUCUUUUUCCGCCCUUCCUGUUUCCUUCCUCCUUACUUUCUUUUUGUCUUGCAUCUUUUUUCAUCCAUGUUGGUAUUUCUUCUCUGUGUUAGGUGUCUACGAUCAUGUGUUGCUAUGGAGAGGCCUGAUUGCUCACUGAAGGGUGCUUGCCGGGGUUGCUGGUUUUCAAAACUAACCCGGUGGAAGCACCGCUGAUGCACCAAGUUUGCCUGAUCAACACUUGGCAUUUCUUAUGCAGAUUCAUUGAAGUUGUUGUGUGUAAUUCUGAAAAGCGUUGGUCACACCUGAACACCAUUUCUUAGGAUGAGAGACUGGUUCUGUAUUUUGAGUUUUCUGGAUGAUAGAAAUGUUCUCAUUAUUCGUGGCCUUACAGAAACAUGUUGGUUACAUGUGGCAAUCAUGCUAUAUAUUAGGCUGAAAACUUAAUGGUUGUAUUUGAAUUUGGCUAAUUCCCAUGAAGAUAUGUUUUGUUUUUGGCAAUGAGACCACAAAACCUCAUAUUAAAAUUGAACAUUUUUUUGCUAGGUCUGGUCCAGAAAUGUUUUAAAAGAUGAGCAGCUUCACUUCUUCUAAGCAUUCUAUUUUGAAGAAUAAAUGCAACCAUAACUAUGCCUGGUGUGGAAUAUGCUUAAUUAAAAUUAAUGGGUCUUCAUUCCAAAUUUAGAGACACAAUACACAUAUACCAAUCAUUGGUCCUGAGCAAACCAGUGGUUUCAUUAAACAAGUAAUUCCAAUUGGAGGCUUGUAGCUGCUAUUUGUCUGCUUGGGGAGGUGGAGAUAGCUGGGGGAAUGUGGUAGAGAUUGGGAAUAAGAAUUGUGGUUAUUUUAAGUACUAUACAUGGAUUUUGAGGCAGGCUAGCAGGAAAAGCAAAUUAGAAGUGGUUAGUGGCAUUGCGUCUCUCCAGAAUUGCCCAUGGAUGUGCUAUGAGUAUCACUGGAAAAGCUGGCUUCCAUGGCUUUAAAACUUUACUAAUUUUAUUUAUUAGGUCAACUUUGCAGGGUGAGUAACAAUUAUUUCUGGACAUGAAGGUUUCCUUGUUUCAUUUAAAGUUGUAUGGGAUGGACUCUCCCACUCUCCAUUUGUUUCUUGUACUUACCUUUAAUAUAGUCUUAACCAAGCAACACUGAAUGUGCACACGCAUGUGUUUUAAUGGCAAAAGUGGAAUAACUCAGGGUGUUCAUUUGUAUCCCAUAACACAUUUCUGCAUGUUACGUCUGUAACUUGGUCUUGUGGAAGUUAAGGUUAAAAUAAUCCUUGUGUGCAAUUUCCACAAUGAUUUCCAAUUUUUAUUUUAAAUCACAUAUUUUUAUUUGUAGCGCAUACAGAAUGAAAUCAAACACUUGAUGAAGCUGCAAAGCCAGAAUGUGUGUUCGUGCAAGAAACAACCAUCUCAGAUCAAAUUUGUGAACAGUUCUUCUUCAUUAGAAAGUCAAAUGGGGUUGCAGUCUGAAACCUUUGAAGAAAAUGAGCUCUUUACCAGUCAUCUCAAAACCAGUGAUCAUGAGAGUCUUCUGGAAGCUUCGGCCAUGCCUCCGGAGUGCCUCACGAAUAGUGUUUCAAUGAGCAGUGGCUAUGGCACGUGUUCUGCCGCAGAACUGAGUCCUAGCAAAUAUAAAGACAUUCAGACGUGCAUGGAAGACCCAGAGGAGAUUACCAAAGGAAAGGAAGGUGCCUCACCAGUGCCGGAAGGUCUAGUUACAGCCAGUAUUCAGAACACAAGAGAAUAUACACAAACAGGUGUAGAACAUUGUCCAUUGCUGAAAAAAGAUGAUAAAGGUUUUUCUGAUGAAUUUGAGCAUAAGAUCGGCGAAGGUCAUUGUGGAAAAACAAACUGGUAAGUGGCCAAUCUUGGAGUCAUUAGGUUUAUAUUUAGAGUUGGUAAGGUUUUAGUAUGUCUACUCUGCUUUUAACACAGGCAGUAGUGUUUGGAAAGGUAGUUUCACUACUUGCCUAUAUAUGCCACUCAGCAUGCCAUUGAGUUUGCUUACGUUAAAAUCUAAGAUACAUUCCUUGCGUUUGUGAUACCUGAUGUGCUAUCACUGAUGUAAUGAGGGUGUCUAAAAAUCUUGCUUAUUCCCAGGGAAAGUUUCAGGCUUUUUUGUUUUGUUUUGUUAAAUAGGCAGAAAUGUUCCUGGCAUUUCACAUUCCUGGUAGGUGUGUGGCAUGUUGCUAUUCUGCACUGAAAGUCUACGAGGAGAGAGGUGUUUACAAAAAGUUAAAACAAGAAAAUCAAUAAAAAAUAAACAGUACAUUAAAAUAUUAAAACAGAUUUAAAUCACCUCAACUUUCUAAGCAUCUGGAUCUGAAUGUUUUCAGCAGGAAGCGUACAGUAAAGACUGUAUCCCUGCUUGAUAUCAAUAGGCAGGGAGUUCCAAAGUGGUGUUGCCGCCACACAAAAUGAUUGAGUUCUUACAAAUGUGAAAUAGUAUAGUCUGCUUCAGUCUAGCACUUUCUUCAAACAGUUUCAUCCUCUAAAGCUUUAGAAGUACCCCAAGACUGGAUUGUGGAGGCUUAAAGACGAAAGGAACUUACUUUUAUGUACACCCUGAAGUCUGAGAGGACCUGGCUGAAAAGCAGCUGCUUCAGCUGUAAACUAUAUAGCAAAGAGAGCAUGUUCUGGGUGUGCUUAGCCCUCAGAAUUCUUGAGAUGAAAUAUACAUUCUGUUGUGAAUGAACUGAAAUGUGACAAUUACAUGCUGUCAACCAGAUAGUUUAGUAUAUGCAGUCUGAUGACUUUUUUUAAUGGACAGAAUGCCAUUAUGCCUUCACCUGCACAUUAUUUCCAAGGAAACAGUGAUGGGGACAUGUGAUUGUUCAUUAAUUCUAUGAAAAAGAAAGAAAUUACUAAGCUGACUCAUAGGGUCAUUAUUCUUUAUUCAUAUUUUUUUCUAUGGCACUUGAGAAAACAUCAAUUGCAUAUAUACUUGCUUCAUUUUAAGCUCUGCUGGUACAGGUAACUUAACUGCUGAUUGUGGCAACCUAGCCUUUUGAUGCUAAAAAGUGGAUGUGUGCUCCUAGGAUUUGAACAUUCCGCUUGCUAGACCCAUUGGAUAACUGCCUGAUAUGAAGUCCAAAUAGGAGGGAAGCGUAAGCUGCAGACUCUAAACAUGUUUAAAAUGGGCUCUAAAUGGGUUUAAACUUAAUAAUAAUCUAUAUGAUGUGGUCUUUUAAAUACUAGAACUCCAGGUCCUCCAAUGAAACUGAUUCUCGGUAGGCUCAAGACAGGCGAAAGAAAGUGCUGCUUUGCACAGGGUAUUAUUAAUCUUUAGAAAUUUGCAGUGGCAAGAUGUGGCGGUGGUCACUAGCUGCAAAUAGCGUUUUAAAGAAGAUUAGUCCAAUUCCUGGAGGAUAGUUGUAUCAGUGGCAAUUUAGUCAUCAUAGAUUAAAAAACAAAGAGUCGGUGUUGGAGGGCAGUAGGGCACUGUGAGGGGGAGGGGCUAUUGCCCUCCUGGUCUUUUUAUGGCCCUUCUCCAAGGCCAUCUGACUGGCCAUUGUUAGAAUGUCAUCCUUGUCUAUAUAGCCUUAACCUUCAAGGCUUUUCUUUUAUACUUAAGAAAUAGGAAUAUUCACUGGCCUCAUUCACACAUCCUGAUAAACCAUAGUUAACUGUUUAUUGUGAAUGCACUGGCCUUGACCUCAUAGCUCUUCUCUGCUCACACUGGAAGGAAACAAACCAUGAUGCCUUGCUCUCAACAACAAAAAUUCUGUAACUGAUGUUUGCUCUUGGCUUUGUUAGUUGGAAGAAGAUACACUCAUUGGUUUGAACAUAACACUAAGCAAGGAGGAGACAAGCAGCUUCAACAAUCUACUCUUUCAGACACAGACUUCAGACCUUUUCAUUUCCCUAAUUCUUUUCUGAAUGAGUCUCCUGAUUAUCUUCUAGUGUUGUGCCAUUAUUUUAUCUGGAUUGUUUUUGGUUUAUAUUUUAUAUUUAUAUUUGGUUUUCUUCACACUGAUAUUUAUAGCAUGGUGAAGUUUCUAAAACACAUACACUUGUGUUUGUGUGUGUGCAUGUCUUCACUAUGAUGCUUAUAGAGUUUGGGAUGCAAUUAGUGGGACUUCUGAUAUUUUUCUACUGAUCAGCAGACCUCCCUUGUGACAUACUGCUUUUGCUCCCUUUAGUUGGGAUUGCUACAUGGCAUGGAAGACUAUUUUUAUUCAAAAAACAAAAAUCCAAAGGCUCCCUUGGUUAAGGUGGAGCUAGUCAUUUGUACUUUGGAUCUGACCAUUGUUUUCUUGAGUCUUUUUACUCAUAUUCUGCAAGUUCUGUAGGUGUUUCAGUAUGGUUAGUUUUUUACAGUUGCCCAGAAAUUUGAGCUACUGCAGGGUUUGAGUUGCAUCAUCUCUUCAUUUUGGUACAGAUCUUAUUUUAAAUAAAUUACAGGAUGUCCUGUUGUAGACUCCAGGGAACAAUUGCUUUCUUGCCAAUAUUAUUUGUUGAAAACCAUUCGGGGUGGGGGAGUUUGUCCAGUUUCCCCUGCACAAGGCCAUAGUACCUUACAGGCUGUAGCAUGAAAUAGAUCUAAAAUAAAUGUUGCUGGGGCAAACAUGUUUCUUUCUCUUUUUCUAUUUCCCUUAUUGUAGUAAAUCUUUAACAUCAUGGGCUCAAAAGUUAAAGCAAAACCAGCUGAAAAGAACAAAUGUGGAGGAAGGGGAUAUGCAUUCUGUGCAAGUAAAAGAGCACUCACAGGCUGUAACAUUGGAGAAUGUAAGUGGACCACCAUUCCACCUAAACCCCUUCAUUGGAAUAGUAAAUGUGUAUAGGACUGAGCUACAUUUUCUUUCUGGGAUCCAAAGAGCUACAUUUAGAUGUGGCCAAGUAUAUGUGCACAUGCCCAACAGUAACCUGCUUUCAUCAGUUUUUGAACAGCAUUGAGGUUCCUCUCCUCACCUGUUCCUUAUUUCAAACUGGUUUUGAAAUCCCCACCACUUUCAUGUGACGAGUUACAGUUCACCUGAGCUUCUCUGUAACAAAUACAAUAGGAUUUAAUAUAAUAUAUGCUCUUAGUGAACAUAGUGGCCCAUCCAGUCUAGCAUUCUAUUCUCAAGCAUGGCUAGCCCUCUCCUCCAUGAAUUUGUCUAAUCCUUGUUUAAAGCCAUCACUGCCUCCUGGGAGUGAGGUCAUAGACCUCAGUGAGAACUUUGGUUAAAUGGCUAUAGACAAUCGCUUGUAAAAUAUUUUUUCAAUAUUUUGUAGUUGAUGCUGACUUUUUCUUUUUACUUGAUAUAAUUUAUGUAACUUUUUUAUUGGUCUAUAAAUCAUUGUGUCCCCCCUUUUGUGGAAUUGUAGACUAAUCCUACUGCAGCUGUUCCAUCAUCAUCUUACACUUUUUACCUCAAUGAACAAAACGGAAGCCAAAUGUCUUUCAGUUCUGGUACUUCAGGUAUAGUUAAUUGCUUUCUAUUUUGCUUUUGUUGUUACUAUUUCAAAAUUGCAACUAAAUGUAAAUUGUGUUGUGACUGAUUUUGUGUCUGUUUCUCCUUACUUUUGGUGACUCUGUAUGUUGCAGUUUGGUAAGAUUAAGAACAUAUUCCCAAAAAUAAACCCUAUACCAGGGGUUGUCAACCUGCUAGGUGGGCAGUACGGGGUUCUACAGCACAAGCUGAAUCUUCCUUCCAUCGAGCACGGGUGGGUGGUAAGGAAAUUUUACCAUAAAGAAAGAUGCAUUAGUGGACAGUAGGUACAAAAGGGUUGACUACCCCUGCCCUAUACAGUUAGCUUGUAACUUGUGCAUGUAUAAUUUAAUAAUUUCAACUUUAUGCUGUUGAUGGCUGGCUGGUUGAAAUUGCACAAAUUAAAGCACAGAUAACAGAGAACGUUUUGCUCAGGGUUUUCCUGGGAACUUCCCAGAGCCCUGUAAGCAAGGUGGAGAGAGCGAACGCGCUCUGCCUUACUUGGGAGUGGGAAGAAGGACCUGUUUGGAGUGCUGGAUCUGGAGAUAAGGUUGCUUGCAUGGGGGCAGUUCCAAGGAGAUGGUUUGACUAGACGUGCUUUUGCAUAUAUGUGCCAUCUCUGGAACGUAAGCCCCACGCAAGGUGCAAGUUGACUGUACCCACUUACCCAGCAGCAAGCACCCUUGAACUAAGUGGGAUGUACUUCUGAACAGAUAUGUACAGGAUUGUACUGUAAGGCACUAUGCUGCUGUUUUUCUGCUUUUUAUAAAUAUCGAUAUGAUAAACAAUGUUGUUCUCUUGAAAGUCCCCUUGUAAGAGCUUGGCCCUGAUUUUGGUUUUAAUAAUAAAAACUUUACCCCAUAAACAUUGGGAAAGAAGCAUAUCUCCUACUAUAUCUGCAGAGACUGAGAUAAUUUGGUCCAUAGUAACUGUGAUUAAGCUAAAAUAUGACAAAUGUAUACAUAUAAAUCAGCAUAACAGGUUUAUGGGGAAAUGGGUAUUUUUUUGUAAUGUUCUUGAAUUUUCAAUGAUAAUGUUCAAUCUUAUGCUUCUUUCAACUUGUUGUAAUAGUAUUUCUUUAUGCUAUUGUUUUUGGUUUAUUUUGUUUAUAAAUAAAAUAUACACUGGGUUGUAAAACACCUGAAUCCAUUGGUUCAAGUCCUAUCUUCCAGAGCAGAAGAAUACAAGCUUGCUCCAUGUGACAGCCUCUUUACCAGGCUCAACAUACACAGCUCCCUCAGCCAAUCCUCAUAAGGCUUGGUUUCCUGACCCUUCAUCAUCUUGGUGGCCCUCCUCUGCACACCUUCCAACUAGUAAAACUGGCAAACGACUUUAUUUUGCCCCAAGCACAAUAACCUUGGGAGAUUAGGAUCAGAGAAAAAACAUGAAGAAUGCCAAUUGUUUUUAAAAUGUAAUCCUUUUAUUAUAGAAUUUAUGCCCCAUUUUCAUAGCAAACGGCUUUGAUGUUGCUUCUCAUGUUGCAAAUGUGAGUGAAAAGUGCAAGGAGGCAAUCUGUUUUUUAUUCAGAUUCAGUGAACUAGUGUUGCUGUUUAAAUCAGGAUAAGGAAGGACUGAUUUAGAUGGAGAUCAUGUUGAAAUAUGGUUAAGGACAAAUAUUCUCAGCACUAGUUUCCCCAGAGUUCUCUGCAAUAUUAAUACAUUAUCUUUAGCAUUAUUUCAUGUCAAACCCUAUUACUGCUAAAGCUCUGAAGCAUAACAUUUCAGACAUGAGUUUUUCAUAAUGUUGUGAAUUUGCACCCGUAAUGUGAAAAUCAAAAAAAGUAAUGUCAGGCUUCACAGCUCUUUUCUAUACAGAAAUAAACUUUGAUAUAUUUCUCCAUUUCAGGAUUGACAUACUGGAAACUAGAUGAGAAGGAAACAUACCAUACUUUGCCUGAGAACUUCAGAAAUGAAUUUAGUGCAUUUGCAACAAAGAUGUCCUCGGACCAGGUAUCUUUUGUGUAGUGUUUGCUUUGGUAGUUUAAUGGAUGUUAGAAUGUUUCUCCCCUGUUCAGCCACUGUUGCUGUUUGGAUUGGUUGGCAGGCAUUUGCUGCACAGCCAGUUUAUUUAGGGGACCUGAGAAACAGGCCCCUUUUCUCUCUCCUAUUGCUUCAAGGAUCUAGGGCAUUUGAGAAAGUGGACCGUUGUUCAAGUUGUUGUGGAUGGGUGGGUUUGAAUUACCUGCUGGCAGGGUUAAGGAUUGUUUUCAGUAAGAGACAUUUGACUCAGGCCCAAAGGCAGGAUAAAUACGAAAGACUAGGGCCCUGUGGGACUUGACAUCUUUCCGCAGGGCCUGCAAGACAGAGCUGUUCCACCAGACUUUGGCCAGGGCACAAUCUGACCCCCUCCUUUGGUAAUCCUCACAGAACUCUAGCCCAAUGGUUGCCAUUAAUUUGAUUUUGAAUUGAUUUUAAAAUGAAUUGAUUUUAGAGUGCUGUGUUACUUUUAUUGUUGUUAGCUGCUCUGAGCCCAACUUCGGCUGGGGAGGGCGGGAUAUAAAUAAAAUAUUAUUAUUAAAAAAGCAAAUGGCUAUGGUUCAUAAUUGGGUUCAUUAGCUGUUGAUAUUUUCUUGGACAGCCUUAAUGAUCUGUCUGUUUCUAGCAGUUAACACAGGAACAGGUUUUUUGUGCUUUCUUAGCCACCUCCUGAAACUUUUAUUUAGUGUUCAUAACUGAUAGGUUCUGAUAAAUGUGACUAAUCAUUUUAUUAUUUUUUACUCAGAACUGCCAUAGGAGUUGGAAAAUAAAAAUGGAUAUACUUAUGUAGAGUGACUAGGGAGGUGAAUGAAGGGGAAUGAGAGAGGACAACUAUCCAUGUAGCAACUCGGGAGUGUUGAAAAAGGUGGCAGGGAGCCAAUACAGGACAGGAGAAGGCGAGACAUGGCCUUAGCAAAAGGGUUUCAAGACCUUCAGGGCUCACUUAAAAUGAAUAUAUUGUCUCCAGUAGCUCUUGUGCUAAGCUUCUAAUUGCAAUUCUUUGCUAUAAGUUGGCUGUUGACUGGAAUGGAUGGUUUCUGAAGUUCUGUUUCAUGAGACUUUGAUGCACCUUUCUUAAAAACUAAGCAAAUCUAUAAUAAAAAGAGGCAGGAAACAUGAAAGAAAAUGCUUUCAAUUAAUUGAAUUCUAGCUACAGCAGGUAAUAAUAGCUGACCUUUAAAAAAUUCUGAAGGCCUUGUCAUUUCUGUGAUUUACAGUAUUAUUAUGUUUACCUAGAUGGAUAAAUUUCAGUGCUAAGAAAAGAGUCAUAAUUUCCCUUUUUCCCUUUUCAGCCAACCAUGCCCUGGAACAGUGGUUUUCACUUAGCAGUUUGCUUCUGUCAUUCUAACCCUGCAUAUAUGGAAAAGGAAUAAAUAAAAUAAAUAGCAGGUGUAGGGUGGCUGGUCCAUAUCGGGACUGGGGUGGGGGUGGGGGUGGAGAGUAUUACAUCCUUUCUAUACCCCCAAGGUCUUAUUCCAGAUCAGCCUCCCCUUUGCCUCCCAUUUACGUCAAGAAUUGUAUGAAUGGCUUUUUAAAUUACAUGAUCAGUGCCUCCUCUGGUUUGGCCCUGUUUAAAGUUAUGCUUGCCUCUUCUUGAUUUAUUAUCACUCCUUGUUUUUAAAAAUAAACUCUACAACAAGUACUUGAGUUGCUGAGCUCUGCUUUCCUUUUGAGCAGAAUUUGCUGCACUAUCAACCAAAAGCAUUAUGUACCCUUCUUUUUUAAAAAACAACCCAAAUAAAAGAGGAGAAAACUGCUUUUGCUAAAACUGAAUGAAAUUGGCCUGAUCCAGGGAUCCUUGACAUUUACAUAUGCUCUGAUUGCCAUACAUUGCUCCAUGCCUGUAGCUAGAAUUUUUGUGGGGGAUUGGGCUGGAGGAAUAUGAAAGUACCCAGGAGUGGGGCAUCGUAAGUCAAUACAAAACAAGAGAAACCUGAUUGUAGGAAGCCCUUAUGUUGUUCUAUUGAUUGAUUGAUUGAUUACGGCAAUCCAAGCAAAUCAAAGUAUCCUUGCAUUUACUGUCCAGAACACUAGGAGGCAGAAGCAGCUUUGUGUCUUACUAAGAAUCGAGGUAGACUUCUGCUUUUUCGUACAUCUCCAUAAAUGAAAGGGCUACAGCAGAAGCAGCCAACGUUGUGCCCUUCAGUUGUUGUUGGGAUUCCUAGCUCCAGCCCCAGGCAACAUGGCCUAAUUGUCAGGGAUGAUGGGAGAUUGUAGUCCAGCAAUAUCCAGAAGGUGUUAUUUGAGCUACUCCUAGGCUAUAGGUUUAUUCCCUUUAUUUAUUUAUUAAAGUUGACAGUUCCAGGAAAGGUCUUAGAAAAUUUCCAAGAUUUUAUUCAGCUUUUAGAGUAUUUUUAAAAAUUGCUCACUGAUGUGCUUGCUACCCUGGGCACCUUCAGUGGGAAAGACAGAAUAUAAACUGAAUUAAUAAUAAUAAUAAUAUUUUUAUCAUUAAUUUACAACAGCCCACCCCUUUUUUGGCUAUGUUCUCAUAGAAUUACUGUGGGCACAUACUUUCCCAUUUCCCUAAAGUAGGAGGGGCCUACUCAUGGCCCUAAAGGUAAGUCAUAAUCAGAAAUAAAUAAUGGUUUACCUUGAACAAGCAGCAUGCCAGGGCCAGCACCUCAAUUGUGCCUACUUUGUUUUCUCAUGCAAUAAAAGGAGACACAGACUAUGAAGUGACUAGCUUAGCAUUGUGUACGACCCCUUAUUCUUGGUUUGUUAGGAAACUAACUCAAGUGAGUGUUCACACAUCACAGUAAUCCAGGCCCUCCGCGGCUUGUUUCCACUCUUUGAAAGGGGAGGAGUAAAGCAGGCAUGACUGAGCAGCAUGCACUAGUAUGCUGCUUGUUCAUGGUAAACCAAGAUUUAUUUCAGACUUGGAUUUAGCAUCAUCUGUAUCUAGAGCUGUUGGUAUGAAUGGGCAGGCACAUAAAAUAGCUGUGUGUGUGUUUAGGUUUGUAACUGAUUGUUCUUAAAUCUUUUUAAUGUAAGUUGCUUUGAGUCACUUUGUGAGAAAAGCACAUGACAAAUAUAACAACAAUAAAUUAUUAAUAAUUAUUAUAUUAAUAAUAUAACAAUAAUACUUUAGACCACACAUUGGAACUUGAAUUGGCACUACUGUAUUCACUUCCCCUUCCCCAAAUGUUUAAGUUCAUUUUGGCAUCUUUGCAUUAAAUAUGAUGGGUGUUUGGUAUUAUUUUAAACAAAUCUUAAUUCCUUUUUUUUUUUAGUUGUCUUCUGGUGAUGAGAUGAAGCCAUCAUCCUUAAAGGAAAUUUAUCAUAAGAAACAAAGGGAAUGUAAACAGUUUGUAGACUGGAACCUUUCCCCCUCACAAUCAACUCACCCUCCUGAGGUAAUUGUUUGUAUUUCAGCGCCAUAUGUUGGAUUAGAAGCCUUCCAUGCUUCCUUCCUCACACUUAAGAUUCAAAGAUUCAUAUUCUCUCUCUCUCUCUCUCUCUCUCUCUCUCUCUCUCUCUGUGUGUAGGUAUAUAAAAAUAUCACCCUUUUCCCUGACAAAACUCAUCUGUUCUAGACUCCAAAAUAUACUGAAGUACUCCCUUGACACAAGCCCAAUAAUUAGAUCUUUGCAAAGUGUAUACAUACCUAUACACACACACACACACAUACACACACCCUGUGCUAUUGAUCACAAAAUCAGAUGGUUCUUUGUUCCUUAUUAAAUCAGGAACACACAACAAUGGGGGGGGGCGUUGUCAAUAAUUUCACCUUCCACACUUAACAAAACAUGGCAAAAAAUGAACAGCUUAACUUUCAAGCAGAAGCUGCAAGCUUAAAUGCAGCUCACAGUUUUAAGUAACUAACAUUGUUCUCUCCCCAGCUAUGCACAUACAGCUGUAACUUAUCUCUUAAAAAUUUCAAAAGCUUCCUGUUUUUUAUAUCAAAAUGAAAGCUGCUUCACCAGAUAGUUGACCACAGAUAUUUUUCAAUUCUAAUCACUGUGAUCUUUGUUUCCCAGAUCCUGACCCUCGACCCAACAUUGCACAUGAAACCUGGCCAUCAGAAUCCAGGACCGCCUCCGUCCUCCUUCUAUGGGACACCUGACAGGGUUAUGUUUUCUCCAGACUCUAUGGCAGAUCCUCCUUUUUUCAUGCAUUCAGACUCAGAUUCAUUGUCUCACAUAAGCACAGUAACGUCACCUCUGUCUCCUGGGUCUCCAAAAUACACUUUGAGUGCAACAGCUUUGCACAGUGACCCCUGGAAUACUUGCAUGUUCCAGAAUGAAACUAAUGCCAGCAGUUCUUGUCGUCCAAGCAGUGAGUUCUUAAACACUGAAGAGGAUGACAACUUGACACUCACGCCAUCUUCAGCUGCCCACUCCCAGCCUCCAUCUGCCAAUAAUAGUUUGCCGGAAUACAAUAUUUCAGUGACAUGCAUGGAAGAUCCUGUGGUAUUCUCCAAGUAAGGCUGAUGUCAGUAAGAAUGUUGACCUUUAAAUAAGCAUUGCAAUUUUCGGUGGUACCUUGGGUUACAUACGCUUCAGGUUACAUACGCUUCAGGUUACAGACUCUGCUAACCCAGGAAUAGUGCGUCGGGUUAAGAACUUUGCUUCAGGAUGAGAACAGAAUCGUGCUCCGGCGGCUUGGCAGCAGCAGGAGGCCCCAUUAGCUAAAGUGGUGCUUCAGGUUAAGAACAGUUUCAGGUUCAGAACGGACCUCCGGAACGAAUUAAGUACUUAACCUGAGGUACCACUGUAAUUUGAAACUUCUGCUUACUUUCCUUUCCUGAAGCCUUCCAUUGAGUUAAAUGAAAAUACUAAGCGUUAUUACAGGCCUGAAAGCAGUCACUUCUGGCUGCCUGUGAUGAGUUUGAAUUGUAGUCAGGUGACCAGGCCACAAAACCUGGCGAAACUUUCUUUAGAGACCAAAUAUUAUAGUAAACAUUUGUGGGGGGGGGCUAGAAAGCAUGUCGCUUAUCUCUUUUUCUACAUUUAUAUUCAACUGUUCUUCCAUCAUGGAACCCCAAGUGGCAUACUUGUGGUUCGCAGGAGGUCUCAUGAAGUCUUUCUGCAAAGUGCUAAAGUCAUAUGCCUUCAGACCGCACCCGGUAACUUAUUCUAAAUUUAUUUGCAAGGCUUGAGUUUCAGUUUUGUGGAAAGUGGCUAACUUGGAUUCAGGCUGGAUUAUGUCAUUUGAGGAGAUCUCAGACUAAGGACCAGACUAGACAUGAUGCCAACAGACCUGCCUGUUUAGAGCACAGGGAAACGUGGACAAAGGGAGCUGAGCUGUGUCCCUUCUGGAUACUUGGAACUUAGUUGGGGAGUUAAACUGGGAGGAGAUGGGUUAGCACUCUUCAUCUGUGCCCUUUUUGCUCUAAACACCACUCCCCUAUCUACUUUAAACAUGAUUGGGCAGACCUGGAUUUAAAUGAACAAGUCUUCUGCUAUCAUGUCUGUUUUAACCAAUUAAAAAAGCACACCUGCCACCCUGCAGGCAAGCUACACCUUGAAAAUAUAUGUAAGAAUGGCUCAGAAUGUUCAUAAUCAAAAGCAGCCUAGGGAACUGCAAUUUUGAGUGGAAAUUGGAGGUGCAUUGCCUUUUUCUCACUGGCUGUCAUUCCUCAGAACCCUCACAAGGUAUUUUUCCCAAUAGUGAUUUUCAGAUUCCAGUUUUUUCUUAAGUAGCAACCUCCCCGGGCUGUCUCUCAGAUUUAUUUUUUUAUUAGAAUAUAUUUUGCCCUGAUUCGCCAAACGUUUGCAGCAAGGGAAGCCCAGUUGAAAUGUCUUUUGCUUACAGACUACAAGAAAACUUCAAAAUACUUUGUAUUGUACUUCAAAGAAGGAAAUGCAUUUGCUUAAAUUGAAAGCUUUGCUACUUAGCAGAAAAAGCAGUAUCUGUGCAAUUGGAAAUACAGACUGUUCUUUUUACUGAGACUUCCAGUCUCAAUUUGUUCAGUGUGUGGAAGGUCCCAGGUUCAGUCUCCAGCAUUUCUAGAUAGAGCUGGACGAAAGCCCUGUCUAAAAUCCUGGAGAGCUGCUUGCAGACAGUGUAGAUAAUACUGAACUAGAUGCACCAGUUGGUCUGACAUCUUCCUAUGCCAUGGCAGAUUUGCUUUUUAUCUAGCAGGACUCUUUAUGUGGUUCUUAUGCAUAGGAAAAGGAAAGAAAUAAACUCUUGAUUUGUGACUACCAUUCUUACAUGAAAAAUCUGAGAACCAGAGACUAGAAAUUGAAGCACUUGGUUUCGCUUUAUAUUGUCAUUGGAUUGCCCAGAUAUUCCAGCCGUGGUACUUAAUUUGGAGAGUUAAUUCAGAAUGUCUGAGCUUGAACGAGACUCUGGCUUGUUUGCCUUGAACAGUAGAGCUUCCCACAUGUUCUGCUAUAUCAAGAUGCUUUUUAACUUCUCUCUUUCAAAAAAGACUUGCCAUGCACCAUGGGGACACUACUGUUCAAGAAACACCCAUCAGAGCUUCUGUAUUCAGAACUAGUUGUACACAUGCCCUGUUAUACAAGUGCUUUGGUGGGGAAGAUCACUUGGCAUCUGUUUGUGGAGGCAAAUUUCAGUAGCUGUAGUUCACCAUCUGUGGAAAACACGUGCCAGGAUGGUCAUUUUCUGUCUCUAAAAAAUAGUGUUGCAAAUGCAUUAUGACAUAUUUUUAAUCUUAAAAAACAGGAUUAGGCAGAAUUUGAGAGAAAAACAUGCCCGGCAUAUUGCUGAUCUACGAGCUUAUUAUGAUUCAGAAAUUCAAAGCUUAAAACAGCAGCUGGAGGCAAGCCAUAAACCUCAUUCAGAAGACUUUGAGAAGAUCAAUCAAAAUCUUACUGACAGGUAAUAGAGCUGCUUGGAACAAUGUGCAUAUUUCUCAGCCCCCCCCCCCCCCGUGUGUCUGUCUCUCUGUCUCUGUCUCCUUUCAAAAUUGUUGUUUCCUGGAGCAACUCUUUCUGUAUAUUGCUUCCUUCACUUUUAAGAUCUAGGGCACAGAUAUUGAUGGCUACAUGAAAAUACAUAAUGUGGAAUCUUUGAGAUGCCCGUUAAUUAGGGGUGAGUUUUAGACAGAGAAAAGAGAUAAAUGCUGUUAUUCACAUACAGAAUUCCUCUAGCAUGAAUCUUCAAGGUAACUUGUUUAUGCUGCUUAGCUGGAAGUGGAACUAUUUCUUCAGUGUUUGUUGUACAUGCCACUUUUGGAAAGAAGACUAUUGUAGCUUUAGAAACUAGAUAUACAGUGCCUGGGUUCAAAUCAUUUUCAAAUGCAGUUUUGGUCACACUCUCAUAGCCUAGUUAGGCAACUCAGCUAAAAAUACUGAAAAAUCUUGUUUUCAUUUCUAUCAUUUUCAUGGCUUUAUUUUCAUUUUUAGAUGUGACCACUUACAGGCAGCACUGGAUAAAGCUAAUAAUCGCAUGAGAGCACUUGAAGAUAAAAAUAGCACUCUGGAAACAGAAGUGGUAAGUGCAUGUCAUGAGUCAAAUUGAGCUCAGUUAUAUAGAAAGAUUACCAAGUGAGACGAUACAAGUCUGAUCUGUCAGCCCUCUGAGCUGUAUGUUUUUCUGCUGGAACUUGGGAGUCCUUAUCUGGCACAAGUCAGCAGUUCUUGUAGAGAUGCCUCCUUUCCCUGGGGUCUCCUUGAUUCCCUACUAGAAUCCUAGUUAUUAGGUUUCGCUUUAAAUAAAUAAAUAAAUAAUCAAUCAAUCUUGCCUUUCACCAGAAAGCUUCUUAUUUGUAAUAUAAGCACUAAAAUAUAAUUGAUAAUAAACCUUAAUACAACCCAUUACAACUUAAAGUGUGGAUAAUUUUAUUAUUUCAAAAGCACUUAAUGUUUUUAUAGGUGCUGUAUAAAGACUAAAAAUGGCCCAGGCCCCAGACUUUCAUUCUAAAAGGUUUGAUAGAAAAGGAAAGCAAUAUAGUGGUACCUCGGGUUACAGACGCUUCAGGUUACAGACUCGGCUAACCCAGAAAUAGUACCUCAGGUUAAGAACUUUGCUUCAGGAGGAGAACAGAAAUAGUGCAGUGGUGGCACAGCAGCAGCGGGGAGGCCCCAUUAGCUAAAGUGGUACCUCAGGUUAAGAACAGUUUCAGGUUAAGAACGGACCUCCAGAAUGAAUUAAGUUCUUAACCUGAGGUACCACUGUAUGGGGAGGGAAGAGAAGAAACAAGUAGAAUGAAAAUGCAACUAUUUCUUAAUGUCCAUGUGGAAUAGCAACUCAGGAGAUUUUCCUGGGAGAGGAACCCAAUGGUUGUUGGUCCCAGCUGACCCACCAUGGCACAUAGAGGGAGGACUGCAGUGUCCCCUUGUGGUGCCUGUGGGCUUACAUGUGGGAGAAAACAGGGAAACAGCUCUAUUGGGCCCUGUGUGAGCUCUCUGCAGACGAUGUAUCUACCCUCUACUGGAUCAGGUCUGUUAGUAUGUUGUGUUCAUAUCCACUGCAUGUUACUGGUAUCUCUCCUAAAGCUUGCAAGCAAUAAUAAAAACGAGAACAUGUUUUGUCUGAAUCUUAUAUCUUGUGUCUCAAAACAUUAUAUUCCUUAGCUUUGGUUCUGCUUCUGUUUUCAAAGUAGGCUUCUGUUUUCUGUUUAUGUGUGUACCUGUCUGAUACUUGGCCUUCUUUUGUUUCAGACAGACUGGAAAGAGCGCUUCUGUGCUGUCAGCAGUACCACCAAGGCCUUGCAGGAACGUAUUGAAGAAAUGCGCACCAGUGGUAAAGAGAAAGAUAACACCAUCAGCCGCCUGAAGAGGAGGCUUAAAGAUCUAGAAGAAGCAUUUGAAAAAGCCUACAAGCUCUCAGAUAAUAAAGAUGCCAAGUUAAAGGAAGAAAAUAAAAUGUUCCAAAAUGUAGGUUGGAAAAACAGGGUAACUUAGAUGCUUGAAUAAAUUCAGCUGAACAAUCCAUUUGUGAGGUCAAAUGAGAGCCCCACUAUAAUCAAGCAACUGCUUGAAUGAACCUCUAAUUGAGAUGAUAUUCCUGGAACUUUGUAAUAGGAACCACUUUCUGGACACUGCAGAUUUGGCUAGCCCUUAAUGGAAAUGUCUCCGUACUUCAAUUGUCUCUACUAAAACAAUAGUACCUUCGUGGUAUGCUGCUUUUAACAAAGAAAUUGUGACUUCUAAAGGCAUUGGGGGGAGCAUUUUUCUAUUCUGUUUAAUUCCAGAUGGCUAAGUGUUGAUAUUCAGCAGCUGGGGAGGCAGAUCUUUUGGUGUCUCUGCCUACUCAGUUUCUUUUCUGUCUCUAGCAGCUAAAAAGAUGUGCUGUCUUAGUUCACACUUUGUAUUUCUGGUAUUUCUAAACUAAUUCUAGGUUCCUCCUUGGGGUAUUUUUUUUUUAGGACAACUAGGGUUAGGCUGAAAUUCAUCAAAAAGUUGAGGGAAUUUGUUUCAAUUCUGCUUUGUUGGAUAUGCCUGAUAAUGAAGCUGAGUAAAGCUUAGUAGGUUAUCUGUAUAGCUCUGCAGUUGUUGAAAUCUGUAGUCUUAAGGAAUUUUCUCUAAUGUUAGAGGGGAGCAGAUCAUUAGUAUUCAUAUUCACCACAAAGGUAACAUCCUUGCCUAUUUGAACAUUUGCUGUUAUUUUUAGGAGGGCAGGGUUCUUGCCCAAGCAUCUUGAUCCUAUCCACCCAAAACAUUUUCAUUCUGUGAUGUCUGUUUCAAAGUAUAAUUACUAACUGAGGGAGGAAAAUGUAAUUACUUUUAUUUCUUUGUAGCUUUUAGGAGAAUAUGAAUCCCUUGGGAAGGAGCAUGAAAGAGUAAAGGUGAGAAGCAAAUUCACUUUGUACCAAAUUUUUAUUCUAUGGAAUUUUCUGUGUAUUUAAAUAGAGAGGACCAAAAGCUGGAGGGGUUUUGGAGGGCUGUGGUCUUAUGCAGGGAAGUCUGUUUGGAAGAAAGCCUUACUGAGUUCAGUGGGAUGUACACUCUCUAGAUUAUUGCCUUAAAUUCAUAAGGGACAUCUUCCAGAUGUGCAUUGUACUUUCAACAGAAACAUACAUUAAGGAGGGAGGGUGAAUUAAUAUUUUUUACUCCUCAGAAUUCAGCCUUUUUGCAAGACAUUUUAACUAUAUCAGAAAUGAUAACUACCCAGUGGUCACUAAUCCAGCCAUAAAUAGAAUUUGUUGUGCACCAAGCUUCUUAUUCAUUUACCCAUAUUGUGCAGAUUAUAGUGUCUCUCAGCUGAGAGAGCAGCAGGGAGCUAGAUAGGCCUGCCCUGAAGGUGCUUAGCACCAGAGAAUCAUUUAGGAAGACAGAUUGCUUCAGCAAGUGAACAUGGCUGCAUGUAGGAAGCCAGGAAGAAAGAAAGUCCCAAGAUGAUCUGCUGGUCUGCAGCAAUCCUGACAGAGUACAAGUAUGAAGAUUAAUUAUUGGUAAGUGACAAUGAAGCAAAACAUGCGUUGAACUUACUCCAGAGGAAGCUCAAGCCAAAUUGGAUUGAUGCCCCUAUAAAUAGUAAUUACAUGUUGUAAUCUUUCAAGAUUAGUAGAGAGACCAAUUCUGUAUUUGCUUUACACUUUAUGCAAGCUUAGCGUGUGACCUUUUCUGCCUCCCUACAGGAUACCUUAAACAUCACUGAGAACAAAUUGUUGGAUGCACAAACUCAGAUUUCUGAUUUGAAAAGGUAAAUGUGCCAUUUAAUCCUGUGUGAGGGGAAAUGUUACUUCUUCAAAUAAUGUUGUAAAAAUUUCAAAAUCACCUUAACAGAUCGGAGAACUGGGCCCAAGCUAACAAUGAAUUUCAGCAGGGACAAAUGUAAGGCAGGAAGAACCAGAUGCACAAAUAUAAGAUGGCGAACACUUGGCUUGCCUGUAAUACACGUGAAAAGCAUCUAGGGGUUUUGGUGGACCACAAGCUUAACAUGAGUCAACAGUGUGAUGCAGGAGCAAAAAGAGCUAAUGCUGUUCUAGGCUGCAUCAACAGAAGUAUAGUGUCCAGAUCAAGGGAAGUAAUAGUACCACUCUGUUCUGCCUUAGUCAGACCACACCUGGAUAACUCUGCAUUUCUGGGUGCCACAAUUUAAGAAGGCUAUUGAAAAGGUGGAACGUUUACAGAGGAGGGCAACCAAGAUCAUCAGGGGUCUGGAAACCAAACCUUAAGAGGAAUUGUUGAGGGAGUUGGAUAUGUUGAGCCUGGUAAACAGGAAACUGAGGAGUAUGAUAGCCAUCUUCAAAUAUCUGGAGGGCUGUCAGAUGGCAGAUGGAUCAAGCUUGUUUUCUCAUGCUCUGGAGGGUAGAACUUGAUCCAAUGGCUUCAAGUUACUAGAAAGGAGAUUCUGACUAAACAUCAGGAAGAACGUUCUGGUGGUAAGAGCUGUUUGACAGUGGAACAGACUGUCUCAGAAGAUGGUGAACUCUCCUUCCUUGGAGGUUUUUAAGCAGAGGUUGGAAGGCCAUCUGUCAUGGAUGCUUUAGUUGAGAUUUUCUACAUUGCAGGAGGUUGGACUAAGUAACCCUUGGGGUCCCUUACAAUUCUGUGAUUUAUUUAUUCAUUUGCAGCAUUCAUACCAUGCAACAUAUUUAAACUACUAUUUAGCUCUUCUCAAAAGUAAACCCCACAGUUUUUUGGUACUUGCACCUAGAAUUGCAGCUCAAAUUGUGUACAACACUUUGUUCUUUUUGACUGUUUAAAAAAGUGUGUGGAAGUCCAAUGACACUUUGGUGGUGAUUUCAAAACUUUGAGUUUCCUGUUCCAGGCACAACAAAUGUGUGAGAACAUCAGCAGCUGCCUUGCACUGAGUCAGACCAGCUUAUAAAAUAUCUGCAUUGACAGUGAUUGGCAGAGUUGUUGGAGCAAACUUAUUUUAUGCCAUUGUUUCUGAAUAUAUUUUUGCUUCCAUUAUAGAACUGUCUCGAAACUUGAAGCUCAGAUCAAGCAGUUAGAACAUGAAAACUUACUCAAAUUUCGUCAUUUUGCAGACAGUCACCUCAGAACAUCCUAUGCCAAGUAAGCAAAUAAUAAAUAUGACCUUGUGAGAAAGUAAAGGAUAGGUGUCUUACAAAACUGUGAUUUUUGAGAAGGAUAAACAUAGCUAUUAGUCAGUUUUCCUUGAUACAGGAUAAUCACAGCAAAACAGAUGCAUAAUAAAGCAUUAAUAAGAGGCUUUCUGGAUAUAGCAAGAUCCCCACUGACUUACUGCAAUUAUCAAUUUUCAGUAAUGUAGCAAUGAUACUAUGUGUUCUUGCUGUAUGUACAGUGGUCUGAUUGUCUGUUGUAUGAACCACGCAAGAUCAUCUUGAGCAGGCGUUGUUUCAGCCAGGGAAGACUCUCGGACAGGGUUAAGCGAUAUUUUUCAGCCCAAUGGUCACAUUUAUUAUUAGUAUUAUUAGUAUUAUUUAUUGAAUUUAUAUACCCCCCCUAUACCCCGGGGGUCUCAGGGUGGUUCACAGAAUAAAAUCAAGAUAUAAAACCACAAAAUACAUAAUAAAAAUAAAAACAACAACUCAAUAGCCCCCCUCCCAAAAACCCCCACAUUAUUAUUAUUGUUUAUUCCACUCUUGGAGAAACCACUUGGGGGGUACCAAAGGCAAAAGCAGAUGGAUCAAUGGAUGUUGCGCCUGCAUUUUGGAAUAGUGGUCUACAUUCUAGCCAUGUAAACACCAGAGGCUUCAGCAUACGCCCACCCCAUCUCUUUCCAGGCCAGCAAGAGGCACGGAGAGGUGCCCUUAAUGAGGUGUCCUUAGCAGGUACUGCUGAUAGCUUCACAACAGGCAGGAGCUCAAAGAGGGCACAGACUACAGCCAGUGAGGAGUGUGGCCUGGAGAAGGCUAGAGGCUGGGAAGCUGCGUUUGAUCCCUGGGCUUGAAGUUCCCACCCUACCACAGCUCUAGGGGUCACAAGUACUUCUCUAAAAAUGUUUUCUCUCCUACCCCACAGAACUCAGCCCCCCAAACAAUAAUUUUAAUGAAUUACAGCAAAUCAGUUCUCAAACUAUCUCUGAAAGUUCUUUACUUCAACUUUUGGAUGUUGAAUAUUCUUCAGAUAGUCUCAGACUUGGUUGCUAUGCUUGACACCCAGCAAUAUUUCAUUUCAGUCUUAAUACACUGCCUACGAACCUCUGGUGUAUAAAUUAUUAUGUACAGUACAAAUAAAACACUUGCUCCUUACAUCAACUCUUUAGUCCCCCAAAUGAAUUAUUCUGGCAUUCUGGCUUAAGUUUGAUAAUACUUGGCUAAAAUGAUAGAGCAUUUACUAAAGUUGGUGCCUUCAGAAUGUCUAUUAGUAAAUAAAUUCUGCAUUCCCCUAUAAAGAAAUUUUGCUGAUUUUUGCAUCUUAAUACUUCUUUAUAUGGACCUUUCAUAUUGGGCUUAACAGUGACUGCCAUGAAGGGUGGUAUGUAGAGGACUAGUUGAAAAAAGAAAAUGAGAUUGUCCCAAACCUCUAGGAAAGCGAAAGGACUGAAAUAUCUCACAAAGUGGUGCAGGAAUGGCUCAGAGGGGGCAGCAGGAGUAGUGUGUGCCCUCAGAAAAAUGUGCCUGGGACAGUCUCCCCAGCAGCCCCCACCAUGCUCCACCCCAUGACUGUCUGACCUUCCUGUAGGUUUCUCCCACUUGAAUUUAGUUACUGUGUACUUUCCAAAGUGGCUUCCUAAAGCUGUUUUCCUCAGCUAGCUCUGUGAGGGUGUGGGAAUGAUUGUUCAUAUUAAUUUUGGCUAGUAAAAUGCUGUACUGUACGAGAAAUGAAACAUGAGCUUUCCAUUAAUUCUCAAGUUUUCUGCCUAGAAGCAAGCUAGCAAGCUCUGAUGUGAGCAGAAGGAAAUGGUUGAUACCAGGAUCAGAGUAUUCAAUCUUCACAGGCCAGCCGUUAGAAGCCCAAGAGAGCUCCAAAGAUAAUCGUUUGGAAGAAACAUACACUUCUUGCAGGUAGGGUGACUUUGAAUGCUAAAUUGGCAAAUAAUCUCUUCCCCAAGGAGAGGUCUCUGUUAGCAUAAGGAGAGCUCUUCCACUGGUGGCUCAUCCUAAUCCACCACUCAUGGGCUUUUGUAUCAGGGAGGAGAUAUAAAAUGAGCCUGCUGUGAUUUCUUUGCAGUUAGGUGGGAAUUCAUUUUCUGUGCCCUUUUGCCCUUUGUCUCCCUUGUAUGCCGUGGGUUGGAUCCAGACUGAGUUUAUUUUAUUUAUUUAAAAUACUUAUAAUCCACCCUUUACCUGACGUGGAAAUACAUUUACAACAGCAGUGACAGAAAUUCAGAUAAUCCAGUACAUCUCCCUUCACUCCAAAAUCCUAAGUGGAUAGAAUUGAAUUAGCUGAAAAAGUUCAGUGCCUCUGAUUUCAAUGGAACACAGCAGAAAAACCAUAACCAUGUUGAUUUCAAUAGGUCUUACUGCUAGGUAAAUUGAACUAGAAUUGCAGCCUUAGUGUGGCUCCAACCCCAAGUAUUUAAAUUGGUGCUUAUGAAAUUUCUUCAUCCUUUGAGUGCAACACUUUUGACAUGUCAUCAACAUGAUUACAGCCCAUGCUGAAUGUGUGUCAACCCAUUGUAUGCUUCUAGAUACCAUACACCUCCAGAAAAGGAUUCUUCCCCAGAUCCGUCGCUGACAAGUGAAAUUUCAAAAAAAGAAACGCAAGUCACAGAAACGCCCAUCAUAAAAGCCUUUAAAGAACUUGAAGGAAGGAAGACAUUGAAAAACUGGGCCACUCAGACAGAGAAAGAGGAAGCAGCUGCUCCUACAAGUAAGUCACCUUGAAUUUUCCUUUGUUUCCUCAGUCCCAGGGUUUUGCUGCUACUUCUUUCUUCCCAGGGAUUAGAAUAAGCCUGGCUCAGUCUUUAAAGGACAGAGAGCCGCUAUGUCAUAUGCAAGAACAGCAGAGCAUCUAUCUGUAUGCAGAAGGGCCCAGGCUCAAUCCUCUGCCUCUCCAGAUAGGGCUGGGAAUGUCUGUCUGAAACUAUGGCGAGCCACUGCCAGUUGAUGUCGACAAUACUAAGCUAGAUGGAGCCAGUCAUUCAACUGUAUUAAGGAAGCUAGCCUUAUAAAAUUCGCUGGUCUUGUUAAUAAGAGGAGAAGGCAGGAGAGUGAUGAAAAAGUGAGCUGUAUGAGAUUGCUAGCCAAGCCAGCUAAAAGCCAGCUUUUUAACUCAUAAAUGAGAUGCAAGCUUUUGUGUGCCUAAAACAUAGGAAGUGUAGUGGUGGGUGUUCAGUUUUCCUGAGUCUUCUCCCCCUAGCAGGACUCCUCAGACCUUUUCUAAGAAACCCCUGGUGCCAUUCCUUCAGCUUACUCUGGAUCACUCAUUCUUUGGCACGUUCUCCAGAAGUAAGGAGGCCUUGAGAACCCAUAGCACAGGACUCAUACAUGUUUUUUCAGUGAGCUUUUGAUCUUUUUCUUGCUUUCAAUAAUGCGUUAUGAUUCCCCUCCAAUUUGAAAGUAUCUUCCAAGUUUGUUUAAUUUUUGAAAUUGGUCUGAUUAUCUUUGUCUUGUUAGUUUUAAUUUUCUUAAGCUGAUUUGGGAGCACUCCAUUUUUUUUCUAGGGGGAAAGCAGGAUGGGAAAGCCUUAGAAAAAUAAAGCCACUUUCUUUCAUUGCUUGUAUAUUUCAGAAGCAACCACUCGACGUCCCACUGUUGGAUUUGAUGAAACAGCUCUCAGUGCCAGCCGGUCCCCAGAGAAAGGCAAAGACCAACUCAGACACAAAAGAUACAGCUCACCUAAUGGUCAGAGGUCCUCAUCUCUUCCACCUUCAAACAGGAAGUCAAACACUCCAAGUAGGAAUUGCAGCUGCAGGCUGCCCAGCUUAUAAUUAGGGUGUACAGAGCCAUCUUACUUAAAGUGAUGUUAAGAGUGUUUCAUAGCUCCAUGGCUUCUGUUUUUACUGUGCCCAUGCUAUUGUAGAAGAUGUCUUAUUCUGCUGCUCUUGUUCUUUUAAAAUUUGAACUUUCAAGGAGUGGCAAAGGUUUUGUUUUCAAAUCCUGUAAAGAAACAGGGCAGGAAGGUGCUAUGAUAUUUAAUGACUGCUCCCACACAACCUUGAUCAAUCCAGCUAACCUUAAGAUGAACUACACUGAGGGUGGGCGGAGCAGCAAGGUUGUCCCACAGUAGAUUACCAGGAAGUCCAUUUCCACAGCAACCCCUUCCUCCAUGUACCUUUUUUAGCAGCUGGAGGGGGCUGCUAAUACACCUCUUGGGAGAUGGAAUUGGACCAUAGGCUUCCAGCUCCCUACCAUAGCAUACUAUUUAAGCAGAAGGUAUUGUGGGAAAAUGCUUGAAUAACGAUUUUUUUUUGGCAAAGGCAACAGGAGCAUAAUAUUACAAAGCAUCAGAUGCUUGUUCUAAGACAUAACUAAAUUCUAAUAAGCUAUUUCUCUUGGCAGCAAGGAGAGAGAUAAUGUUGACUCCAGUUGCUGUGACCUACAGCCCAAAGCGGUCUCCAAAAGAGAACCUGUCUCCAGGAUUUAGCCACUUGCUCAGCAAAACUGAGAACAUGGUGACAAGGUAACUGUCUGUCAAUACUCAUUUAAGGGCUGUAGGGGAGAGAGUUGGGUUUGUGUGGUGUUAAAAAUAUUUUCACAAUCUGCACAAAUAGUUGUAUAAAACAAACCACAGGAGCAGCAAAAAAACCACAGGAGCUUCUGCAUCCCUGGAUACACAAUGGACAGACUGCUUUCUUGAACCUGUGUGUCAGUAAUGAUGAUGGAGGAUGGAAUGACCCUUUGUUUUGGAGAUAGGAGGAGGAGUAACCCUUUGGGAGGACAGCCACCUCCAUUGUAGGAAAAUGCACGAAACAAUUGCUCUUACAUUACUUUGUUGUUGUCCCUUACUCAGCAAGCUUUGGAUAUAGCUUAUACUGCCAGUCCACCUGCGGCUUGCAUUUACUGGAUUGGAGCAAUUGCCAUUCAAGUAAGAAUUUUGCACAAGCAGACCUUAGUCUUACUUCUCAAGCUCACAUUUAGUUGUUGUUUUUCUUCCUUCCUUUUUUAACUGACCAGAAAUGGCCUUUGGAAUCCUUCCAUUUUGCCAUUUCCUGUGACCACAAGGGGUAAAUCUCACCAGGACUCAGUGAUGUGGAAACUGAGAAAUAUUUUACAAGUGCUUUUGUGUCUUUUCUCCCUAAAAUACUAGAUUUGAUAUUCUGCUUGAUGAGUUGGAAACUGCUCCCACACCUACAUCGCAAUACAGCAAUCCAAGGAAAAGGCUCCAAUUUCGCUCAGUAGGUGAUACUGAAGGUAACACUUCACAGUAGCUAGGAUUCUGUUCCUUGGAAUAAAUAUUCUUUUGCAUUUCCAACCCCUGCCUCUUUGCAGCUGUACCCAGCAGAUGCUGUCUAGAAGUAUAAAAAUUGAUAGUCGCUUUUGCUGUUAACAUCAGACAUGAUCAAGAGAACUAUAAAUAUAAGAAUGGUCUACUUACCUCUGGAUGUAACAGGUCUCCAAGUGGGUUGUGUUGCCUACCCUGCAGCUCAGAGGCAGGAAAUACCCAAAACUUCCACAAAAUACUUUUCUGCUCUUGAGGUUGAGUUCAUUUGCUGUCUCAGCUUGGAGCAACAUCCUGUUUGGAGUCUCUCUCCUUCAGUCUGUUUCUGUGGAUUUUGGCACUUUUCUCUGUCUGUUUAUAUGGUUACAUGAGACAGAUCAUGGCAAUUGGUUUUAAAAUUUCACUGAAUUGUAAGUUUAAACCUGCACACAUGUAAUGUCUGUUUUUAACAACUCUUGAACCAUAACAAUAGAGAUUAACAUUUUUAAAUGCUGUAAGAUCAAACCCAGAAGUAACUCUUCACUUACUAUAUUUAGAAAUAGUAAUUAUCAUAUAUAUAUAUAUAAAAUAUUCUUCUUUAUAAAAUUCUACUGUUUAAAUUUUUCAGAGAUUAAAUUAAAUUGACAAAACCUGUGGCACAAUUUGCAUUUUGGGGCUCCUGUUUUAAUUGAUCUCUGCCGCUCUUAUCUGUUUUGUAUAAUGACAGGUGUACUUCUAGAGUAAUAAAGGCUUUUGAAUUUACAUCAGUCAUGUUUUAUGUUUUUCAGGAUUAAAUAUAUAGGGUUGGAUAUAUAGGUAAAUUAAUUGCACAGUUCUAGGCCUGGGCGAUGUAUCGAUACAUUGCCCAGGACUGAUAUGAGGGCCAGACCAUGAUGACUGCUUCACCUGGCAGUAUAUUGUGGGUGAAACUGCAUCUGCUGAGUGCCACCAGCACCUGAGGGAGAAACAAGCUACAGCCAAGCGCUGGUGGCAGAGCGGCUCAGGAGCAGUGGCAGUUUCACCCGCAAUAUACUGCCAGGUGAAGCAGCCAUUGUCUCUGGCCCUCAUACUGCUGAGGGAGGAACAAGCUACAUCAUCUGGGGCUGAUAUAGCUUGUUCCUGCCUCAGCUGCUUGUUUGGGCAGGCGGCUGCUUUAAAUUUGGAAACAUGCAUCCAAAAUAAUUUAUUGGGUUGUUUCUUUUUUGCUGGUGAUUUGACUACAUGCUCCAAAAGACUUUGCCACAUGCCAUGGAGCUGACUCAAUUCAAAGUCUCCAAGACCUUCUUGAGGGCUUUGCUGAAGUUAGAAGAUGUUCAUGUUCAAUUUUUUUCUUGCUUGUCCAAUAUAUUCUAUGUACUAAUAAUUUUUCCAUGAAGAGCUUAAAAUCUGAUUUCUGCUCUUUUCUUUUUGGUGGUGGGUCAGAACUGGAGCAUGUUGGCCCUGGCAAAGGCAGCCGUACCAAGCCUUCCUCUUCCACAGAUUCUUUGCCUGCAGGAGCAAAGAUAGGCAUGGCAGGGCGAACGUGGGAAGACGAGAGCUCUGUGCAUACAAGCCUGUCUUCAGCAGCACCAGCACCUUAUGAGAUGGAGUUCAAAUACAUGUCAAGGAUUAAGACAUUGACCGAAACAGAGAGACUCUUUGAUGAGCUCACACAGGAAAAGCAGCAGGUGCUUUGACUUCCUACAUUUCUUGUUAAAGUUCUGUGUUUUGGAAAAAGGUCUACCACUGCAGUACCUGUGUUUAAGGUACUGUAUAUUAAUAUUCAGUAUCAGAAACUUCAUCCAAGGCAGUAUGUCUCUGAAUUCCAGUAGUUGGGAAUUGCAGGUGAGGAGAGCACUGCUGCACUCAGGUCCUGUUUGCGGGCUUCCCAGAGGCAUCUGGCUGGCUGCUGUGAUUACAGUGUCUUAUGUUAGGUGGGCCUUUGGCCUCAUCCAUGACUUCUGUUCUGAUAUUCUUAUCUCACAGUAUGGUCUUAAAUGCCUACUAAGCAAAAUACAUGGUCUCAGUGGAAUUCAUUCUUGCUCAAGGAAAAGGAGGCAAGUAUGUUAAACUUGGUUGUCUGUUUUUUAAGCCGGGUUACAGUUGCACCCAUGCCAAGUAAACUUGGCUUGCCUCAACCAAGAAUGAAGUGUGGCAAGGCCCUCUUCUAAUCUGAAUAAUGUCCAUGUGGGCAAGCCUAUGUUUGCUGUGAUGUCACUUUGAUUUGCUCUGUGCCCUCUCCACCCCUCUCUACCCCAGUAUAUCUUCUGAUAUGUAUGAAUGACAGCAGGAUUGUAACCAAAACAUGGCCACUGAGAAACCAGAGGAAAGUUUUAUGUACGCUUGGGGGAAACCCCAAGGCUGGCAGAUAAGGGGCAACCCUCCGCAAAAUAAUUGCCCAGUAAGGUCUGAGCUACAAACUGUAGAGUGGCUUUUGGAAAAAGGAAAGCAGAACUGAGGGGCAGGAAGAGGAAUGGGAAGCCUUUACCCUGCUUGGCUGGAUUAACUGGCUAUGACCCUGAACAGGACCUGAGCUGAUGCAAAGCAGCACUUCUUGUUUCAAGCCUCCCAGUGGUUGUAUCUAUUUCAAAACUGCCUUUUGGGUAAUAAAACUUGAAAUGGGAAGUGAAAUGGGAUAUCCAGAUGUGGGCAUAUCUGUUAACACAACCCAGGAUGGUACUAUCCUAAGAUCUGUUGAGCUGGAGAAGUAGUUUGUGGCUUCCUUGUAGAUGAAAUUCCAAGGUAGUUUUAUUCCGACUCUUGUAGCUUUCAUAAUUUUCACUGGCAUUUAUUUUGUUUUCCCAGAUUGAGUCCCAGCUGAGUCGAAUACCUUGUGCUGGAGGGAGAAUGACUCUGCAGGCAAGACUAAAUCAGGUUUAAAUUCUCAUGUUGAAAUCCUGAUGGGGAGGGGGAAAGUUGAAUCUUGCGCGGAACUGAAAACUAUAGUAAAAGUAUAUUUCCCUUCUCUCUUCUAAGCAUGUGCCUCAUUUGGGAGUUCUAAUGUUUGACUUCCAUGUGGGAAUGAACCACUGCAGAUUUAUUUUUAUAGUUGUCUCAAGCACAGUUUUUUUUAUUCAUGCUUUGUUCACAGUGGAGUUGAAGAUGUCCCUUUAGCCUUUAUGAGGGAUAUUUGCCACUGCAGAAUCUUACAAACUAAAUGAAGAACAAUUUGGAGGUGGUUGGGAUUCUCACAUUUCCCCCAAUGGGCAGCAAAAUUUCUAAAUGGGUUGUUCUUGUGGGGUAAAGAGUACAUACAGAGUUACCAUUUUGGAAGAGCUGGGUUUUGCCUUUUCCUGGUCUUUAAUGUGUGUGUUUGAAUAUUUUGUUUAGGAAGCCUUGGAAGAUCGCUUGGAAAGGGUCAAUAGAGAAUUGGGCUCAAUCCGCAUGAUCCUGAAGAGAUUUCAUGUUUUACGUACCUCUGCAAAUAUUUGAGAUGUCUCUGUUUAAAUUUAGAUAUCCUUUUGUUUGCACUAAAAGUAUAAUAAUUAUGCACUCUGAAAAUGCAAAUCGUUUUGUAUCUUUUGUAAGCCCUGUGCAGCAGUUUUGCAAUCAUGUUACCCUUUACACACUAUUUUGUAUUGAGCCACAUAUAUUUUAAAACCUAUUUUUGUUACACCUGAAGGGAUCAAUCUGUCAAUUCUGUAUUUUGCUACUUUUGAAGAAGUGUUAAUAGUUUUUUUGAAACCUUGAACAUGAAUUCUUUAUAAGAACAGGAGCAACUUAUUUUCAAAAUGUGAUCAUGCUGAAAUCGAUUUUGUGGUGCACCAGGCUCACUGUUUUCAUAGAGCUUGUCUUGCAAAGUAGGUUACAAUGAAGUAUUGAAUUUUUAUUUAUGCUAAACAUGACGCACACAUAGCUUCUUGUUGUGAAGUGAAUGCUACACCAGUGCUACACACCUUGUAGUUCAGAAAUUGCAUAUCCUUUCUUCAACUUCUUGCUCAAUUGCAGCACAGUAUUUUCCACAGCUACACAAGUCCAGUUUGCAAAUGUCAGUUUAAAUAACAGUAUGCACAGCAAGGGGUUUUAGAAAGGCAAAAAUAAUGUUUCUCUUUUUUAAAAGAGUUUUUAUUUUGCAUGUUUUGUCACUGAAAUAUUAAUUAAAACUGAAUUGCCUAAAA